Pseudogymnoascus destructans is the source of this 697-nucleotide messenger RNA. RefSeq lists its product as uncharacterized. The record is from RefSeq and is a predicted model, not a curated record. Bases 206 to 697 code for a protein of 163 amino acids. NCBI's taxonomy places the organism in Eukaryota, Fungi, Ascomycota, Leotiomycetes, Thelebolales, Thelebolaceae. The transcript has a single exon.
GGAUGGGGACAAUAUGACUCUUCUUCACCUUCUUCACCUUCUUCACCGAUGAAGCUCACCGAUGAAGCUCACUGUUGAGAAGGCGGGCAUCUAUUGUGACUGUUCUCUCUGUGACUCCCUACGCCGUGCCGGUGCCAUGUAUGUAAGUUGCCAUUGCUUGCCUCUGAGAUAUUUUCUUCUUCUCUUACUAUUCCUUGACUAAUAUAUGUCUUGCAACCGUGACAUCCCUCACUCACUAAGCCUCACUACUCCUCCCAACACUCUCACUAUUCCCCUACGGGGCACUCUGGAACCGCUGAAUCCCAAACUGGGCAUCAAACAGAUUUCCAGCGCCCCGACCCGACCCGAACAAGCAUCUGUCUGGCCUCUCACGGCCAUAGACCACAGGGCAUCGCAGGCAUCGCAGGCAUCGCAGGCAUCGCAGGCAUCACCGGCAUCACCGGCAUCACCGGCAUCACAGGCAUCACAGGCAUCACAGGCAUCACAGGCAUCACAGGCAUCACAGGCCAGCCAUCACAGCCAUCACAACCAUCACAGCCAUCACAGGCCAGCCAUCACAGCAUCACAACCAUCACAACCAUCACAGCCCAUACAAUCCCCAAAGAACAAACCACAGACGCCCGUUCCACUACCGCUCUCCUCCGUCUCGUCUUGGUCUUGUCACCUCUCGGCUCUGACCCCAAUUGCCCCAGAUUGA